Cyclocybe aegerita is the source of this 1332-nucleotide messenger RNA. The record is from the annotation of a GenBank genome assembly. Lineage: Eukaryota; Fungi; Basidiomycota; Agaricomycetes; Agaricales; Hemipholiotaceae.
AUGGGCGCCGUCUGCUGCAGAUCACAGCCCAUCGACUUUGACGGCGAAGUCAAUCUCUUCCAUUUUCUUCUCUUGCGAUGUGUGGGCAAAGGCGCAUUCGGCAAGGUCCGAGUAGUCCAGCACAAGCAGACUCGCGAACUCUACGCCCUCAAGUACAUUAACAAGGCAAAGUGUGUCAAAAUGAAGGCCGUCCCAAAUGUCAUUCAAGAGCGCCGUCUGCUCGAGGAGAUUGACCACCCCUUCAUCGUCAACCUGCGAUACGCAUUCCAAGACGACGAAAACUGCUUCUUUGUUCUUGACCUAAUGCUGGGAGGCGACCUUCGCUUCCACCUAGAGCGGCUAGGUUCUCUUCCAGAGGAAACUGUUCGUUUUUACAUGGCUCAGCUCUCUUCUGCCUUAUCUUUCCUUCACGAAAUGGGAAUAAUGCACCGGGAUUUGAAACCCGACAAUAUCCUACUUGACGAACGUGGAAAUGCCCACAUCACUGAUUUCAACAUCGCCGUUCACUUUGGAGAGAGGAAGCUUACAGGCGUUGCGGGUUCAAUGGCUUACAUGGCACCCGAAAUUCUUCAAAAACGUGGAUACACCUACUGUAUCGACUGGUGGUCGUUGGGUGUUUGUGCUUAUGAGCUCAUUUUUGGACGCCGGCCUUUCAGAGGCAGGUCCAACAGCGAUCUCACCUACAGCAUUUCGAGAGACCCAGUCAAAUGGCCUGACGAUGCUGAGAAGAAGUGCAGCAGGAAUGGUAUGCAGGUCGUCAAAGGACUUCUUGAACGUGAUCCGUCCAAACGUUUUGGGUGCAAGCCGAACGGAGAAGGAUUUCAAGAGCUGAGGAGACAUCCAUGGUUCAAGCCUAUUGACUGGGACACUUUGGAAAGCAAGGAACAGACGCCACCCUUUACUCCUGAUGCAAAGAAAGCCAAUUUCGACGCGUCUCAUGAGCUAGAGGAGCUUCUCUUGGAGGAUAACCCUCUGAAGGCGAAGGCGCGCAAGGCCAAUCAGGACAACCUCAGUGCGGAGAUGCGGCAGAUGGAAGAACAAUUUACCACUUACGACUUCCACAAGAUGCAACGGCGAUCAUACUAUCCUCAUAAUCAACAUCUAAUUUCGACGGCAACAGCAACGUCGUCAGGACUUGCCUCCUCACGGCCAGGUACACCUGCUAAUGACCUGCGAGUUGAGAACGGUGGUCCUCGUAUUGAGGGCAGCGAUGUUCGUGUGGACGUGUACAACGGCAACUCUUUGGAGCUGAACGGCAACGACGACAUUAUGAUGAAGGAAAGGGACACUGCCCGAAUCGAUCAAUUACAUAUGGAAAAGGAGUAUUCGUAG